UCUAAACGUACUCCAUGGUGGCCCCUUAGAUGGAAUGAUGCCGACUUAAUCGAGAAGAAUAUGCAUGAUUUGGGCUUCCAGACGUGGGGUAUUGUUAUCUACCGUUGCACUUACAAGAGCGACUCUGACUGGGAAGAAUUCUUGUCUCGCUUUCUCCACAAGGUUCGGACGUCACUAAAAUCUUACGAUGGUCUGGACUUGCUUGAUUCCUUCAGGCCGACAGUGAUGGACGACAAGACACAGUUCGACGGGGUGACUCCGAACAGUGUACGGGAUCAUUUCAAUAGGUGGUCUGCUACCGCGUGUGAAGCUGAGCAAGGAGUUCCACUUACUGACUACCGGUGGCAUUCCACGGCACGGUACGGACUUUGCAUCAUGGUGGAUGAGGAAUCUUUGAGGUCUGUUCUGGACAUCCCGCUUGAGUCGUUGAAUAAAUGGAAUAACAGCGGAUUCGUGAUUCUUGUUAAUGGUAGGCAUGAGGUGGACCGGGCUAGUAUAGAGGAAUCUGAUGAGAAGAUAGAGGAUGAUGACUAUGAGCCUUUACAUGGAUGCACAUAUGAAGAUGUUGGCUGGAUGAAGGUGUGCUAUGAUAUGGCUCAAGUAUAUGCUUGCGCUCAUUUGGGAGCAAGCUCUUGGUGGGAGGAGGACUAUAGACGGCCUCCUGAAAUU
This is a messenger RNA of Aspergillus costaricaensis CBS 115574, 669 nucleotides long. RefSeq lists its product as uncharacterized. NCBI's taxonomy places the organism in Eukaryota, Fungi, Ascomycota, Eurotiomycetes, Eurotiales, Aspergillaceae. The transcript has a single exon. The record is from RefSeq and is a predicted model, not a curated record. The annotation marks the transcript as partial.